Messenger RNA from Parus major (Great Tit), 2602 nucleotides. RefSeq names its product septin-5-like. Gene Ontology annotation, molecular function: GTPase activity; GTP binding; molecular adaptor activity. Lineage: Eukaryota; Metazoa; Chordata; Aves; Passeriformes; Paridae. The transcript is spliced from 12 exons. Gene Ontology annotation, biological process: cytoskeleton-dependent cytokinesis; regulation of exocytosis. Bases 1 to 1725 code for a protein of 574 amino acids. The record is from RefSeq and is a predicted model, not a curated record. Gene Ontology annotation, cellular component: synaptic vesicle; cell division site; microtubule cytoskeleton.
AUGUGGAGCCAUCCCAACCCCGGCGGCACCGACCCUGGUCCCAGCCCCGCCACCCCGCUGGUGCUCGGGGGCAGCUGUGCCUGUCCCCGGGCCCUGCCGGGAGCGCCCGAGCUGCGAGGAACCACGGCUGUCCCCACUGCCAUCCCCGAGGCUGUCCCCCGGCUGUCCCCAGGGUGGUGGCUGGUCCCCUGGGGUGGCCGUGUCCCGUCUCUUCUCCCAUCCCUGCCACCUUUAGGCUGCGUGUGUCUGGCUGCUGCGGCUCGGGGGCUUGCGAGGCUGAGCCGGGCGGUGCCAUCUCGGGCUGGCAUUGCCACCACCACUGUCACCUCCUCCCUUGGUCCCCAGAUAAAGCGUUUCCUGAAGGAGGACUCGGACGAGGCUGAGCUGACCCAGUUCCUCCGGGACUGCCCGCCAGCUGACAGCUCCAGGAAGGUGGAGGCUGCCGAGAGCCGGCGGGAGCCUGGCCACCCCCUGGGCAGUGUGGCCAGGGUCCCCCCAGACGAAGGCAGUGACGACAGGGACAGCAGGAUCUUCUCCCGCUCCCGGCCCUCGGAAUUCCAGCAGCACAUCGCCGCCCCCCCACCCCCCAGCCCCAACCGCCCGCGGAGCCCCUGGGGGCAGCUGGACCCCUACGACUCCUCCGAGGAUGACAAGGAGUACGUGGGCUUUGCCACGCUGCCCAACCAGGUGCAUCGCAAGUCGGUGAAGAAGGGCUUCGACUUCACCCUCAUGGUGGCAGGGGAAUCCGGGCUGGGCAAAUCCACCCUGGUCAACAGCCUCUUCCUGACGGACAUGUACAGGGACCGCAAGCUGCUCAACGCUGAAGAGCGCAUCACGCAGACGGUGGAGAUCACCAAGCACGUGGUGGACAUCGAGGAGAAGGGGGUCAAGCUGCGCCUGACCAUCGUGGACACGCCGGGCUUUGGGGACGCCGUCAACAACACCGAGUGCUGGAAGCCGGUGGCUGACUACAUCGACCAGCAGUUCGAGCAGUAUUUCCGUGACGAAAGCGGCCUCAACCGGAAAAACAUCCAGGACAACCGAGUGCACUGCUGCAUCUACUUCAUCUCACCCUUCGGCCACGGGCUGCGGCCCCUGGAUGUGGAGUUCAUGAGAGCCCUGCACCAGCGCGUGAACAUCGUGCCCGUGCUGGCCAAAGCUGACACCCUGACCCCCGCCGAGGUGGAGCGCAUGAAGAAUAAGAUCCGGGAGGAGAUCGACCACUACGGAAUCCGCAUCUACCAAUUCCCUGAGUGCGACUCGGACGAGGAUGAGGAGUUCAAGCUGCAGGACCAGGCACUGAAGGAGAGCAUCCCCUUCGCCGUCAUCGGCAGCAACACGGUGGUGGAGGCCAAGGGCCGGCGCGUCCGCGGGCGCCUCUACCCCUGGGGCAUCGUGGAAGUGGAGAACCCGUCCCACUGCGACUUCGUGAAGCUGCGCACGAUGCUGGUGAGGACGCACAUGCAGGACCUGAAGGACGUGACCCGGGAGACGCACUACGAGAAUUACCGCACUCAGUGCAUCCAGAGCAUGACCCGCAUGGUGGUCAAGGAGCGCAACCGCAACAAGCUGACCCGGGAGAGCGGGACAGACUUCCCCAUCCCCGUGAUCCCCCCGGUGCCGGACAUGGAGACGGAGAAGCUAAUCCGGGAGAAGGAUGAGGAGCUGCGGCGGAUGCAGGAGAUGCUCCAGAAGAUCCAGAAGCAGAUGAAGGACUCGCACUAGCCCGUCCCUCCUCCUCCUCCUCCUCCUCCUGGCCCCGAUCAGAAAUGUUUACAUCACGCUCCACCCGCCCGGCCCCGCUGCCAGACUCGGUACCAACACCCACCCACCACCUUGAGCUGUGGCAUCGCCUUAUCCAACAGCCCAGUGCCCGCGGGGACACGAGGGGACACGAGGGGACAGCGAGGGGACAGAGCACCCAAGCCGGGGUCCCCUGCCCUCACUGGGAACAGCUUGGUCCCCCGAGCUUUGGUUUCCCGUUUCUCCACAGCUCUGGGGAGGGCCCUGGCCAGCCUGGUCCCCGCAGUGUGUCCCUUGUCCCCGUGUCACCCCGGGCUCCCUGCUUACAGCCUUUAUGCUCAGCUUGGCCCUGGCCUGAGAGAGGAGGAAAGGGGGGCACUGGUGCCAGCCCCCCGAGGCCCCAGCUGCCCCUCUCUGGGGGACAGGGCUGUUCCCCUGGCCUCGGCUCCUGGGGACCACAGGGGACAGAGGGACAGCCACCAUCCUGCUCCGUGCCAGCACCAGUGCAGGGGGAUCAGUGUCCAGCCCUGUGUCCUCACCCUGUCCCCACUGAGUGGCAGCAGGGCUCUGGCAUGGGGAGCAAUGGGAAUCAGUGUCCCCAGGGAAAACCCCUUGAACCCCAAAUCAGAGGCUGGGCACCCCAGCCCGCCGUGAUGUUGGCCCUGUAAAGCAAUAAUGAGUGUCCUGUGCCUGUGGCACCUCUCACCCCAUGGCAACAGCACCGGCCCCGGCUGGAAUUCCGGCCCCUGCUGCCUCCUGCUUGUCUGUGGUGUCCCCGUGUGCCCAGGAUGUCCCUGUCCCUGCUGCUCCUUGGCACAGCAGCCCUGCGUGUUCUCCAAGGAUAUCCUCGUCUGUGCUG